CUUCUGCAACUAGAGAGCGGACAUGUUAGCCCUGUCAUAACGGGGAUACACGGGUAGUUGGACACUUAGUGCAGGGAUUUUCUGCUAGGGAAAUCAUGGACGCCGUAAACGCUUUUAACCAUGAGCUGUUCUCCUUGAUGGACAUGAAGCCCCCAAUAUCUCGAGCCAAGAUGAUAUCCAUCACUAAGUCAGCCAUCAAAGCUAUGAAGUUAUAUAAACACGUGGUCCAGAUUGUUGAGAAGUUCGUUAAAAAGUGUAAGCCGGAGUACAAGGUGGCAGGUCUAUAUGUUGUAGACUCCAUUGUCCGACAGUCCCGUCAUCAGUUUGGCAUGGACAAGGACGUGUUCGGACCACGGUUCACUCAAGAACAUCACGGGAACGUCUUUGAGAACCUCUGUCUCUGUCCCACUGAAGAACGGAGUAAGAUAGUGCGUGUGUUGAAUCUGUGGCAGAAGAAUGGUGUGUUUUCUCUCCUGGAGAUCAUCCAGCCUCUUCUAGAUAUGGCGACGUCUGGUUCCAUCAGUUGCUCUCACACCGAGAUGGACGACCCGGACCCAGGUUUCCCUCAUCCCCCUCCCUGUAAAGGGUAAGGUCACCCAGUAACGGAAAACACUGUUGUGGCGCCUGUCUCUCAGCUUCAGAACUCGGACGCAUUCGCGGCUGUCGCUCAGCUCUUCCAGUCCUCGAAGGGACAACAGCUUCAGCAAAUUUUCCAGAACUUUCAACAAAAUCCGUUAAAGCCUCAGACUCAUCCCUUCCCACCCCAGACCCACAGCCAACCUCAUCCGCCUCAACCUCAUCCUCAACCCCAGACCCACAGCCACCCCCAGCCUCAACCUCAUCCUCAACCCCAGACCCACAGCCACCCCCAGGCUCAACCCCAUCCUCAUCCUCAACCCCAGCCUCAACCCCAUCCUCAACCCCAUCCCCAGACCCACCCCCAGCCCCAACCUCAUCCUCAACCCCCCCAGCCUCAACCCCAUCCCCAACCUCAUCCUCAACCCCAUCCCCAGGCUCAACCCCAUCCUCAACCCCAUCACCAGGCUCAACUCCAUCCUCAACCCCAUCACCAGGCACAACCCCAGCCUCCUGCCAACCUCCACCACCUCCACUCCCAGCUCCAUCUCCAGUCCCUGACCCCCGCCCUGGGUACGACCGCCAGCGACUCCCUCCCCUCCAGCGAGCCCAGCCAGCAGAAAACAGCAUUUGACAAGGUGGCUACGCUGUUGGACCGCUUUGACUAUGACGAUGAGCCUGAGGGAGCCGACGAAUCAAAGAAGGACCAGACGUCUUUGUAAGACCUUUCCCUUUAUAGUGUGUUUACCCAACAGCCUCCAGGUUUCCCCAGCACUUUCAACAUGAUGGGCAUGGUCCCGGACCUCACACGCCAGAUAUCUCUGCCUCCUAACGGCCAGCUCCAGGGCUAUGGUUCUGCCGGCCAGGCCUACCCAGGAAUGGUGGUUCCAGGCCAGGCCCUCCCUGGUACAGGACCUCCAGGCUCUCCCUGGGGAUACCCUCCAAACAAGGACGCCUUUGGCCAACACGUGGGCCAGCAGGAACAGGAUAUGAAUAUGGACCUGGACCCCCCCUCCAUGAAGGAUGGAAGACACCGACCAGAUGGCAGGAAGUCACCAUCGGGCUCUAGGUCUCCGAAGAGGAGGCGGUCGCGGUCCAUCUCGAGGACACACCGGUCCAGAGACCACCGCAGACACUCCCCGCGGUCACGCUCCCAGGAACGCAGGGAGAGAGAGAAGGAGAAGGAGAAGGAGAGGGAGAGACGCCAGAAAGGACUGCCACAGCCCAAGGCUGACACGCUGAGCGUGUGUAGUACCACUCUGUGGGUGGGUCAGCUGGACAAGAGAACACAGCAGCAGGAUGUAGCCUGUCUACUGGAGGAGUUUGGACAGAUAGACUCCAUCAACAUGAUUCCUCCUCGAGGUUGUGCCUACAUCGUCAUGGUCCACAGACAGGAUGCAUUCAGAGCUCUGCAGAAACUCAGCAGAGGAUCCUACAAAGUCAACCAGAAAGCCAUCAAGAUUGCGUGGGCCUUGAAUAAAGGGAUCAAGGCAGAGUUGAAGCUGUACUGGGAUGUGGAGCUGGGCGUUACCUUCAUCCCCUGGUCGAAGAUACGACAGGACCAGCUGGAGGACGUCAGAGAGGGAGGGACGCUGGACCCAGACACGCUGGACCCAGAGUGGAGGAGUGUUCAGAACAACCAGGAGGCGCCAGAGGAGUUCAGACAAAAUGGCCGCUCUGAGCCGUUAGCCACGGUGGGGGACACACCUGGGACCGCACCUGUAGACGCUCCUGUACAGGCUCCUCCCUCGGCGUCUCCUCUACCCCAGGUGCAUCCGGUCCAGGUGCAGUCGAUGGGAGGUGUAGGUUCUCUCCAGCAGCACCCCUCCUUCCCCCCUGGGCCUGGCCCUCCUGGUGGUCCCCCCAUGGGCCUGCCUCCCCCUUCCUUCCCCCCUGGUGUCCCGCCCGGACCUCCUCCCUCCUUCAUGAGACCGGGACCAAGGUUCAACCCCAUGCAGAUGAUGCCACCUGGUUUCCUUCCGCCUGGGUCGAUGCCAUUGGGCCCCUCUGGCCCCCCUCCCUCAGCAGCAGGGGGUGUAGGGGUAGUUGAACUAUCUCUGGAUCCAGCCGGCCUGGGUAACCAGGUGCCUGGUCCUCCAGGGGGCUCACCAGGCGGUCCCAUCCCGCUGUCUGGAGGUCUUCUUGGGGCUCGCCCCGGCAUGAUCCCCCUCCAGCGCCCCCCAGUCCACUCUCCUGGUCCGGUCCUCCCCCCACCUCACAUGCAGCGCUUCCCUCCUCCCCACGGUGGCCCACAUGGCCCCCACCCCCCUCGGGGCCCUCCCCACCACAACAUGCCACCCCAGAUGAUGCCCCCCAACAGGGGCCCCCACCCUCACAUGAUCCACCACGAUGGCCCCCCUCUGCCGCCCGGGGGCCCACGGGGGUUUGGGAUGGGCAUGCCCCCUUCCCAUCCCAUGAGGGGUCCCUUCCCUCCCCACGGGCCCCUCCCUGGGGGGCCCCCACCACCCUUCAUGAGGGGGGGCCCUCGAGGGCCAGAUGGGCCGGAGGAGAUUGAUGGGAGGGGGCCCUUCAGGGUGGAGAGACCUGUGUUUAGGGACAGAGAUCCAGACAGGGAGAGGGACUGGGAGAGGGAGAGGGAUAGGGAGAGGUUUGGUGGAGGGGGGAGGCGGUUUGGGGAAGGAGGGAGAGGAGGAGGAGGAGGAUGGGGAGAAAGGAUGGAGGGAAGGGAAAGGUUUGGGGGGUGGCAGGAGGACGUGGGAGAGCCGAGAGGAGGGGGAGGGUGGGAGAGAGAUAGAGACAGGCGAGACUGGAGAGAGAGACGAAGCAGUCCUGAUGGAGAGAGGGAACGAGGGAGAGGAGGAGACGGAGGAGAGAGUGAGCGCGGAAGGAGUGCGGGAGGAGAGAGGGAGCGAGGUAGAGGAUCAGAGGUAGGGGAGAGGGGGAGAGGAGAGGUAGGAGAAAGGGGUAUAGGAGAAAGGGGUAGAGGUAUAGGAGAGAGGGGGAGAGGUAGAGGAGAGGUAGGGGAGAGGGGGAGAGAUAGAGGAGAGGUAGGAGACGUGAGGCUGCAUGAUGGACAGGCAGCCCUCUGGACAGGACGCUAG
Messenger RNA from Oncorhynchus masou masou (cherry salmon), 3638 nucleotides. RefSeq names its product SR-related CTD-associated factor 4a (gene scaf4a). Gene Ontology annotation, biological process: negative regulation of termination of RNA polymerase II transcription, poly(A)-coupled. The record is from RefSeq and is a predicted model, not a curated record. Gene Ontology annotation, molecular function: RNA polymerase II C-terminal domain phosphoserine binding; RNA binding. Gene Ontology annotation, cellular component: nucleus. Lineage: Eukaryota; Metazoa; Chordata; Actinopteri; Salmoniformes; Salmonidae.